AUGCUAGCUGCAGAAUUUUCAAAUUCCGAUUAUUCCCGUCGUUUAUUGACCGCAGUCGAUGCGAUGCGACAAAUAUUACAUACAGAACCAAUUAAACUUCCAGAAAUAGUUGUUGUUGGCGAUCAGUCUGUGGGAAAAUCGUCAGUUUUGGAAGCGCUGUCUGGUGUCCAAUUACCUCGUGCCAGUAAUAUUUGUACUCGUUGUUCAUUGGAAUUGCGCUUAAAACGAUUACAAGACACGAGUAAAGAAGAAUUUGCAACAAUUGAAUGCUUGGCUAACAAAGAAAUAAAAACAAUACCAAAUUUUAAUGAUAUUCAAGAAGAAGUGAUAGAAAUGACAAAAAAGCUAGCUCUCCGAAAAUAUUCACGAUCAAAAAUAGUUCAUUUGAUAACAAAGUACAUCGAACCGGAAACAGCAAUUGUUUUACAUGUUAUUCCGGCCUCCAAAGAUUUCACACGAUCAGAAUCAAGGAAAUUAUCAAAAGCGUACGAUCCAAAUGGUGAACGGCAAUUGAUUGCUGUUAGCAAAAUUGAUCAAUGUGAUGGAGCUAUUGGAGAGAAAUUACAAGGUAUUGGAUCGGGUGCAAUGGCAUUACGACUAGGGUGUGUUGCCGUUUUGAAUCGAAAUCUUAAAGAGCUUAAAGAAGAUCUUAGCUUCGAUGAAAUGAAAAACCGCGAAAAAAUAUUCUUCAAAACAAAAGCCCUAUUUGAUGAUAUACCAGAGGAUUUUAAAGGUAGUGAACAACUGGUGAAGAAAUUAGUUAAUAUACAACACCAACGGAUUCGAUUAAUAUUUCCGAAAAUAAUGGAAGAAAUAAAACAAAAAAUCAAACAGAAAAAAGCUGAACUGAAACUAUUACCAACAGCUUUAACAUCGGAAAUUGCUUGUUGGGCGAAAUAUAAUGAACUAAUUAGCUUAGAUCGCGAUAGUAUACAUUCAAAAGUGAAUGGAAAAUAUGAUUAUCAGACAACAAUGAACGAAAAAUCUUCACAAUAUGUCAUGAAAUUGACCGAAGAAUCGUCGGGUAUUGAGUUGGACAAUUUUAUUUCAUUUGAAUUAUUUGUACGUUUGUACGAUGGCGAACACCAUAUAAUUGAUACAGAAUUUCCGUAUCUAUCGAAUGAGAUUAUUUUCAAUAUGGGUUAUGUUUGA
This is a messenger RNA of Didymodactylos carnosus, 1152 nucleotides long. The record is from the annotation of a GenBank genome assembly. NCBI's taxonomy places the organism in Eukaryota, Metazoa, Rotifera, Eurotatoria, Philodinida, Philodinidae.